Molecule: messenger RNA, 3044 nt
Organism: Delphinapterus leucas (beluga whale)
Lineage: Eukaryota; Metazoa; Chordata; Mammalia; Artiodactyla; Monodontidae
Source: RefSeq, a predicted model, not a curated record
GAAAACGAGUGAUACUAAUGAAGAAAUUUCCUCUGGAUGGGGAGAAGAUGGGCAGAGAAGCGGCAUUAUUUAUUGUUCCAUCAGUUGUCAAAGGUGGUUAGAUGAACGUCAUGCACAAUCUCACUUUAUUCCGGCUUUAUUCCGACCUUCUCCUCUUGAGCGGAUAAAAACUAAUGUUAUAAACCCUGCAUAUGCUACUGAAUCAGGUCAGACAGAAAACUCACUACAUAUGGGCUAUAGUGCACUAGAAAUAAAGAGUAAAAUGUUAGCCCUAGAGAAAGCAGAUACCUGUAUUUACAACCCUUUGUUUGGAUCAGAUCUUCAAUAUACAAACCGGGUAGAUAAAGUGGUAAUAAAUCCAUACUUUGGUCUAGGAGCUCCAGACUACUCAAAAAUCCAAAUUCCCAAACAGGAAAAAUGGCAGAGAAGCAUGAGCAGUGUCACAGAAGACAAGGAACGACAGUGGGUAGAUGAUUUUCCUCUCCAUCGAAGUGCCUGUGAAGGAGAUUCGGAAUUAUUAAGCCGACUUCUCAAUGAAAGAUUUUCAGUCAACCAAUUAGAUAGUGACCACUGGGCACCCAUUCAUUAUGCAUGCUGGUAUGGAAAAGUUGAAGCCACUCGCAUAUUGUUAGAGAAAGGAAAGUGCAAUCCAAACCUUUUGAAUGGACAACUUAGUUCUCCUCUUCAUUUUGCUGCUGGAGGAGGACAUGCUGAAAUAGUACAGAUUCUCCUAAACCAUCCAGAAGUUGACAGACACAUAACAGACCAACAAGGAAGAUCUCCUUUAAAUAUUUGUGAAGAAAACAAACAAAAUAAUUGGGAAGAAGCUGCAAAAUUGUUGAAGGAAGCCAUUAACAAACCAUAUGAAAAAGUUCGAAUAUACAGAAUGGAUGGAUCAUACCGUUCUGUUGAACUGAAGCAUGGAAAUAAUACCUCAGUGCAGCAGAUAAUGGAAGGAAUGCGUCUCUCUCAAGAAACACAGCAAUAUUUCACUAUUUGGAUCUGUUCAGAAAAUCUCAGCCUUCAACUCAAGCCUUAUCAUAAGCCAUUGCAACAUGUUCGUGACUGGCCAGAAAUACUUGCUGAAUUGACUAAUUUGGAUCCCCAAAGGGAGACACCGCAGCUUUUCCUAAGAAGAGAUGUGAGACUUCCUUUGGAAGUUGAGAAAAAGAUUGAAGACCCAUUAGCUAUUCUUAUUCUCUUUGAUGAAGCCAGAUAUAAUUUAUUGAAGGGCUUUUAUACGGCUCCUGAUGCUAAACUGAUAACAUUGGCAAGUCUACUGUUGCAGAUAGUUUAUGGAAAUUAUGAGAGUAAGAAACACAAGCAAGGUUUCCUAAAUGAAGAAAAUCUAAAAUCCAUUGUACCUAUUACCAAAUUGAAAAGUAAGGCACCUCACUGGACAAACCGAAUACUUCAUGAAUACAAGAAUCUUAGUACAAGUGAAGGUGUCAGUAAAGAAAUGCAUCACCUACAGCGCAUGUUCUUACAGAAUUGUUGGGAAAUUCCUACAUAUGGAGCAGCUUUUUUCAUUGGACAGAUAUUUACAAAGGCAAGCCCCAGUAAUCAUAAAGUCAUCCCUGUGUAUGUAGGUGUGAAUAUAAAAGGACUUCAUCUUCUCAAUAUGGAAACUAAGGCUUUACUCAUCAGUCUUAAGUAUGGUUGUUUUAUGUGGCAGUUGGGAGAUGCUGAUACAUGUUUUCAGAUCCAUAGUAUGGAAUAUAAAAUGAGCUUUAUAGUACAUACAAAACAGGCUGGCCUUGUGGUAAAACUACUAAUGAAGCUAAAUGGACAGUUAAUGCCCACCGAAAGAAAUUCAUGAGAGGAAAGCAACUGAUACUUAAGCCACCACAUUUUGUGAUAUAGAUUUUUUCCAUGAAAGAUUUCUUAAACUAUUACUUUUAACAAGGCAUUUAGUCUCUUGUAAUAUAUAUGUAUACUAUUACAUUGUACAGAAUCUGUACUUAUGUUUGGUGUGUAAUAUACCAAUUAGUUUUAUAUAAUAUCCUAAUAAGGUAAUCUAAUUUUUAGGAGAAACACACAAAAAUGUGUAGAUUGAUAGUCUGUAUAAUAUUAGACAAAACAGUAAGCUUUAUAAAAAGUUAUUUUUGGUAAAUGGUACAGAAUUUAGAGUGGAAUAUGAUGAAAUUAAAAUAUAGCUUUGCUAUGACUUUGUGUGUCAUUUCAAAAUGUACAGAAAGUCACAUGAUUUGAAUAAAGAAAAUGUGUUUUCUACUUAAAGCAUAUGUAACACUGUUACUUAAAUUUUUUUUUUUGUAAUCUCUGAACAUUUCUCAACAUGUUUUUAAAAGACUUAGUUAAAAAUGUUUAUUUGGUAUAAGCUAGUAUUUCUCAAAGUAUUAUAGUUCUUGAACCCCCUGCAUCAUAAUUACCUGAGUGCCUCUUAACAACAAGGAUUUCAGGGACAAGUUCUAGACAAGUUCAUUCACUCUUGGAAAUAGCAGGGCCUGGGAAUUUUUUCUUAAGUUUUACUUAAUUUUCUGUUGAAAUAAUUCCAGACCUAAUGAUGAAGCUGUAUUAUUAAAGUUAAGUAAAUUACACAGAACUGCCUGGCACAUAAGCACACAUACAUGGACACAUAGACUAAGUGACAAUCUCUGAAUAUUACUAGUUGCAUUUGUUAAGAACAUGUUGUAUUUUUAUGAGUUGGCUCAAUGAUGUAUUUAUAUUGCCUUUAUAUUGUAGGAAGUAGAUCACCAAAUAUCUGGUUGUUUUAUUUAGGGGAGCAAAAAUAUCAUAUUAGGAGCUAACUUGAUUAAUCUGCUAUUUAAUAAGCUUAGAAAUUAGUCUUUCCAAGCUAACAGGUUGUUGUGUUCUAAGUAAGUUCAGAGAUAACAGUAGUAAUACUUAAAAUUAUCAUACAGGUUGCAGAUAAUUUUUUUAUAUUAUCAUCUACUCUUCACGUUGACAUCUGCAUAUUUAAAGGUCUGCUGAGCUUUAUUAAAAUUAAGGGGACUUCCCUGGUGGUCUAGUGGUUAAGACUCCAUGCUUGCAAUGCAGGGGGCCCGGGUUUGAUCCCUGGUCAG